CGGCGCGCGCGGGCGGGGACGGAGGGCUCGUGGGGAGCGCGCGGGCAGCCGGGUGCCGGGUCGCGGGAGGUGAAGCUCGGCGAGGAUGGCGCCGCGAGCCCGGGGGCUGUGGCCGCUGCUGCUCGCGCUCUCGGGGCUGCUGGCGCUGGGCCCCAGCGUGCCGGCGGCCAAGCUCAACAUCCCCAAGGUGCUGCUGCCCUUCACGCGGGCCACGCGCGUGAACUUCACGCUGGAGGCCUCGGAGGGCUGCUACCGCUGGUCAUCGACCCGGCCGGAGGUGGCCGGCAUCGAGCCGCUGGGCCUGGAGGAGCAGCAGUGCUCCCAGAAGGCAGUGGUGCAGGCCCGCCUGUCCCAGCCUGCCCGCCUGACCAGUAUCAUCUUCGCGGAGGACAUCACCACUGGCCAGGUCCUGCGCUGCGACGCCAUCGUUGACCUCAUCCAUGGCAUCCAGAUCGUCUCUACCACCCGCGAGCUCUACCUGGAGGACUCACCACUGGAACUGAAGGUCCAGGCCCUGGACUCUGAAGGAAACACGUUCAGCACCCUGGCUGGGCUGGUCUUUGACUGGACGAUCGUGAAGGACACAGAGGCCGACGGGUACUCAGACACCCACAAUGCACUUCGAAUCCUGCCUUUCUUGGAGUCCACCUACAUACCUCCUUCCUACAUCUCCGAGAUGGAGAAGGCGGCCAAGCAGGGGGACACCAUCCUGGUGUCUGGGAUGAAGACGGGGAGCUCCAAGCUCAAGGCACGCAUCCAGGAGGCUGUCUACAAGAACGUACCGCCCGCGGAGGUGAGGCUGCUGAUUCUAGAGAACAUCCUUCUGAACCCCGCUUACGACGUCUACCUCAUGGUGGGGACAUCCAUCCGCUACAAGGUGCAGAAGAUCAGGCAAGGGAAGAUUGCAGAGCUCUCAAUGCCUUCCGACCAGUAUGAGCUGCAGCUUCAGGACAACGUCUGGGGCCCUGAGGGAGACCCGGGCCGGCCCGUGGCCGUCUUGGCCCAGGACACUUCGACGGUCACGGCAGUGCAGCUGGGACAGAGCAGCCUGGUCCUCGGCCACAAGAGUAUCCGCAUGCAGGGAGCUUCCCGGUUACCCAACAGUACUGUCUACGUGGUUGAACCUGGAUACCUGGGUUUCACUGUCCAGCCUGGUGGCAGGUGGGUGCUGGAGACUGGCCGCCUGUAUGAAGUCACUGUCGAAGUGCUAGACAAGUCUGGCAACAAGAUCUACCUGUCGGACAACAUCCGCAUCGAAACCACCCUUCCUGCAGAAUUCUUCGAGGUGCUGGCUUCUUCCCAGAAUGGGUCACACCAUCAUGUCAGGGCGACCAAGAAGGGACAGACAGCCAUCGAGGCAGCCCUCACCUCCGUGGUGGACCAGGAUGGAGGGGUCCACACGCUACGAGUGCCCAUGUGGAAUCAGCAGGAGGUGGAAAUCCACGUCCCCAUCACCCUGUAUCCCAGCAUCUUGACGUUUCCAUGGCAACCAAAGACAGGCGCCUAUCAGUACACAAUAAAGGCCCAUGGUGGGAGUGGGAACUUUACCUGGUCUUCCUCGAGCUCCAUGGUGGCCACGGUCACCGUCAAGGGCGUGAUGACCACUGGCAGUGACAUUGGACUCAGUGUGAUCCAGGCCCAUGAUGUGCAGAACCCACUACAUUUCGGUGAGAUGAAGGUAUAUGUGAUCGAGCCCAGCGGCAUGGAGUUCGCCCCCUGCCCUGUGGAGGCCCGCGUGGGCCAGACCCUGGAGCUGCCCCUGAGGAUCAGCGGCCUCAUGCCUGGCGGGGCCGACGAGGUGGUCACCCUGAGUGACUGCUCCCACUUCGACUUGGCAGUUGAGGUGGAGAACCAGGGCGUGUUCCAGCCACUUCCGGGGAGGCUGCGGCCGGGGCCUGAGCACUGCAGUGGCGUCACCGUGAGGGCGGAGGCCCAGGGCCACACCACGCUCCUUGUGACCUACAAGCACGGCCACAUCCACCUGAGCGCCCGCAUCACCAUUGCUGCCUACCUGCCCCUCAAGGCUGUGGACCCCUCCGCUGUUGCCUUGGUGACCCUCGGUUCCUCAAAGGAGAUGCUGUUCGAGGGGGGACCCAGGCCCUGGGUCCUGGAGCCUUCUAAGUUCUUCCGCAAUGUCACCUCUGAGGACAAGGACAGCAUCAGUCUGGCUCUCUUUGGGCCACCUGCCUCCCGGAAUUACCAGCAGCACUGGAUCCUGGUGACCUGCCAGGUCUUAGGCGAGCAGGUCAUCGCGCUCACGGUGGGGAACAAGCCCAGCAUCACGAACCCCUUCCCUGCACUGGAGCCCGCUGUGGUGAAGUUCGUGUGUGCGCCACCCUCCAGGCUGACGCUCACACCCGUCUACGCCAGCCCCCAGCUGGACCUGUCAUGCCCGCUGCUGCAGCAGAACAAGCAAGUGGUUCCAGUCUCCAGCCACCGCAACCCCCUGCUGGACCUGGCUGCCUAUGACCAGCAGGGCUGCAGGUUUGACAACUUCAGCUCGCUGAGCAUCCAGUGGGAGUCCUCCAGGCCGUCGCUGGCCAGCGUUGAACUCGACUUACCCUUGCAGCUGGUGUCCCGGGAUGAUGGAAGUGGCCAGAAGAAGGGGCAUGGUUUGCAGGCCAUUUCAGUUCAUGAGGCCUCGGGCACCACUGCCAUCUCUGCCACCGCAACUGGCUACCAGCAGUCCCACUUGGAUGCAGCCGGAGUGAGACAGCCGCAUGACCCUCUCCUGCCUGUGUCAGCCUCCAUCGAGCUCAUCCUGGUGGAGGACGUGAGGGUGAGCCCAGAAGAGGUGACCAUCUACAACCACCCGGGUGUGCAGGUGGAGCUGCACAUCCGAGAAGGCUCUGGCUACUUCUUCCUCAACACCAGCAGCGCAGACGUCAUCAGGGUGGCCUACCAAGAGGCCAGGGGCGUCGCCACGGUACACCCACUACUCCCAGGCACCACGACCAUCAUGAUCCACGACUUGUGCCUCGCCUUCCCAGCCCCAGCAAAAGCUGCUGUUUACAUCUCGGACAUUCAGGAGCUGUACAUCCGCGUAGUGGACAAGGUGGAGAUUGGGAAGAUGGUCAAGGCAUAUGUCCGUGUCCUGGACUUUCACAAGAAGCCUUUCCUGGCCAAGUACUUGGCCUUCAUGGACCUGAAGCUCCGGGCAGCCUCCCAGAUAGUCACAUUGGUGGCCCUUGACGAGGCCCCAGACGACUACACUGCCACGUUCCGAGUCCACGGCGUGGCCAUUGGCCAGACCAGCCUCACUGCAUCUGUGACCGAUAAAGCCGGGCAGAGAAUCAACUCAGCCCCACAGCAGAUUGAGGUCUUUCCCCCGUUUAGGUUGAUACCCAGGAAGGUGACGCUGAUCAUUGGGGCCACAAUGCAGAUCACCUCCGAGGGCGGCCCCCAGCCUCAGUCCAACAUCCUCUUCGCCGUCAGCAAUGAGAGUGUUGCAGUGGUGACCGGUGCCGGGCUGGUGCGGGGGCUCGCCGUGGGCAAUGGCACCGUGUCAGGGGUCGUGCAGGCCGUGGACGCUGAGACCGGCAAGCUUGUCAUCGUGUCACAGGAUCUCGUGGAGGUGGAGGUGCUGCGUCUUCAGGCGGUGAGGAUCCGCGCCCCCAUCACCCGCAUGAGGACGGGGACCCAGAUGCCCGUCUAUGUCACCGGGAUCACCAACAACCAGAACCCUUUCUCCUUUGGCAAUGCCGUACCGGGUCUGACCUUCCACUGGUCUGUCACCAAGCGUGAUAUCCUGGACAUCCGGGGGCGGCACCACGAGGCGUCACUCCGGCUCCCAUCCCAGUACAACUUUGCCAUGAACGUGCAUGGCCGGGCCAAAGGCCGCACGGGGCUGAGGGUAGUGGUCAAGGCUCUGGACCCCACAGCCGGGCAGCUGCUGGGCCUCGCCAAAGAACUCUCUGAUGAGAUCCAAAUCCAGGUGUUUGAAAAGCUGCGGCUGCUGAACCCUGAAAUAGAAGCAGAGCACGUGUUGAUGUCACCCAACUCAUUUAUAAAGCUCCAGACAAACAGGGAUGGCGCUGCCUCUCUGAGCUACCGCAUUCUGGACGGGCCUGAGAAGGUGCCCGUUGUGCACAUUGACGAGAAGGGCUUCCUGGUGUCAGGGUCCUUAAUUGGGACGUCCACAGUUGAAGUGACAGCCCAAGAGGCUUUUGGGGCCAACCAGACCAUCAUCGUGGCUGUCAAGGUGUCCCCUGUUUCCUACCUGAGGAUCUCCAUGGGCCCUGCCCUGCACACCCAGAACAAGGAGGCUCUGGCGGCCCUGCCCUUGGGAGUGACCGUGACUUUCACCGUCCACUUCCAUGACAACUCAGGAGAUGUCUUCCAUGCUCACAAUUCCGUCCUUAAUUUUGCAACUAACAGGGACGAGUUUGUGCAGGUCGGGAAGGGUGCCACUAACAACACCUGUGUAGUCCGCACGGUCAGCGUGGGCCUAACUCUGCUCAGAGCCUGGGACUUAGAGCACGGAGGCCUCUCCGACUUCGUCCCACUGCCUGUCCUUCAGGCCAUCUCCCCGGAGCUGUCUGGAGCGGUCGUGGUGGGGGAUGUCCUCUGUCUGACCACAGUUCUGGUCAGCCCAGAAGGUGUCCCUGGAAUCUGGAGCUCUUCUGCCAGCAGCAUCCUCCACGUCGACCCUAAGACAGGCGUGGCCAUGGCCCGGGAGGCAGGAUCCGUGACCAUUUACUACGAGGUCGCCGGGCACCUGAGAACCUACAAGGAGAUAGUGGUCAGCACCCCACAGAGGAUUGUGGCCCAGUACGUCCGCCCCGUCCAGACUGGCUUCCAGGAGGGCGAGGCCUCCAAAGUGAUGAUCACCGUGGGAGAGGGGAGCUCUAACCUGAGAGGUGAGUGCUCACCAGCGCAGGUGGGAGGCAUUGCGGCCCUGCACCCAGAAUCCCUUCUCAGCUGCCAGCUGCAGUUCAAGCAGGAUGUCUUCGACUUCCCAGCACGCGAGGUUUUCACUGCUGAACCAGAGUUUGACGCUGCUCUGGGCCGGUACCUGUGCUCUAUCACGAUGCUCAGGCUGACAGACAAGCAACUGAAGCACCUGAACAUGAGGAGGACGGCACUGCUGGUCACCGCCUCCAUCCUGGGCAGCCCCUCCUCCAGAGAGCAGAUUGGGGCCGAGGUCCCCUUCAGCCCAGGGCUCUAUGCUGACCAAGCUGAAAUCCUUUUGAGCAACCACUUCACCAGCUCCGAGGUCAAGGUCUUUGGUGCCAUGGAGGUUUUGGAGAACCUGGAGGUGAAAUCGGGGUCCCCUGCAGUGCUGGCCUUUGUGAAGGAGAAGUCUCUGGGGCUGCCCAGCUUCAUCACCUACACAGUUGGUGUCUCGGACCCCGCAGCUGGCAGCCAGGGGCCUCUGUCCACCGCCCUCACCUUCUCCAGCCCCACCACUAACCAGGCCAUCACCAUCCCAGUCACUGUGGCCUUCGUGAUGGAUCGCCGGGGGCCGGGUCCUCACGGCGCUGGCCUCUUCCAGCACUUCCUGGACUCCUACCAAGUCAUGUUCUUCACGCUCUUCGCCCUGCUGGCCGGGACUGCGGUCAUGAUCAUAGCCUACCACACGGUAUGCACGCCCCGGGAGCCCGCAGCGCCACCGGCCCUCUCCCCGCAAGCCAGCCCUCGGCACAGCCCCCACUAUUUUGCUGCCUCGCCGUCACCAACGCCUUUCAACGCACUGCCUCCUGUACGCCGAGCCAGCCCCCCAUCGGGGCUGUGGAGCCCCUCAUACCCCUCCCACUAGCAGCGUGGCUGAGCCCCGGUGCCUCUCCCCACCAAGGGGGCUAGGCCAGCUGGGUCUAGCCUGGAGCGAGCCCCGGCUCCCAGCCGCCUUCCCUUCUUCAUCCUGUAGACUCAGUUCAGGCUCCGCUCACUAGCUGAUUCCCAUGUGUAGGGGUUAACGUUUGUUGUUUGGGGGGUUGGUUUUGUUUUUUUUAUUUUGCUUCAAAAUCUUGCAAAGGCAAAGACCUUGGCUCAUUCCUUUACCUAACUGUCUGGGGUUUCUGGACAAUGCACGCUUGGGCUUUUAUUUUCUUGGAGUGUCUAGAAUCCCUCCCUCUCAGGGCUUGGCACAGCGAGGAGCUCUGCAGAGAACUCAUCGUAGAUGCCGUGACAGCAGUGGUCUCAGGGAAAGGACUUUGUCACGACGUUUUUACUUGUGUGUGUUCUUUUCCUUGGAAACUUGGCUUUCUCCAGCCUGGCUCCUGCUGGGACAUGAAGGCAGCGAGCAGACACGAGUGUCCAGCUGCGCCAUCGCUGCACAGGGGCCCUCAGGACCACGGCCAGGCAUCCAGCUCAGCCUUGAGGCACCUGAGACGUCUCUGGAGUUGGGAGCCGGGCCUCCCACCCCGCUUGGGCCAUGGCGAACAGGCAGCUGUCCUCUGUGGCAUUUUGUUUCCAGCUAUGGACUUGCCCUCGGCCCUGGGGGGACGGUCUGUGGGGCCCAGCUCGUCCUCCCUGUCCCAGCUCCACUAUCAGCUCGGGGACGUCCUUGGCCUGGGACAGGGCCCUUCCUUGUGCUCCUUUGUCCCGAGAAGCUGCCUCAUCCCUCCCAGGCGCAGAGAGCCUGUGCUAGCUGUCCCUCCUUCUGUACAAAGCACCAGCAGAUCUGAGCCUCUGCUGCCCGUGGGACGGAGACCAGGCAGCUUCCAGGCAUCAGAAGGAGGCAGGACUUAGAAAAUACCCUCCUUCCCAGCCCCUUGUCCAUGCAGCAGCUGAGCCCUCCCCAGACCCACAGACCCUAUUGUAGGGACUCCGCCUUGACCUUGAGCCGCCCAUAUGAACUCACCCCUGUCCUUUGGGGCUGGGUCAUGCAGUUUACGUUUUUAAAGCUGGAGACAGGAAGAAUUGUGCCUUGUGUAAUACUUGAGCUCACACUGACAACUUGGAUGUAAAUAGGUGCAUUUCUACUUGAUUUAUUUAAUAAAGCUCUAUAUAGUUUCUUAA
This is a messenger RNA of Phacochoerus africanus (Common warthog), 6960 nucleotides long. It is a transcript of the gene NUP210, whose product is annotated as nucleoporin 210. The transcript is spliced from 40 exons. The record is from RefSeq and is a predicted model, not a curated record. Gene Ontology annotation, cellular component: nuclear pore. NCBI's taxonomy places the organism in Eukaryota, Metazoa, Chordata, Mammalia, Artiodactyla, Suidae. The coding region runs from base 86 to 5758 and encodes 1890 amino acids.